Exophiala bonariae is the source of this 732-nucleotide messenger RNA. RefSeq lists its product as uncharacterized. The coding region runs from base 1 to 732 and encodes 243 amino acids. The transcript has a single exon. The record is from RefSeq and is a predicted model, not a curated record. Lineage: Eukaryota; Fungi; Ascomycota; Eurotiomycetes; Chaetothyriales; Herpotrichiellaceae.
AUGUCGCCGAUACCGCCUUCAAUCCACCACAAGCCCGUCCUUCGUCUCCAUUUGGACGACAUUACUCACUCCGCAACACAAAUAACAAAUGCUUCCCUAGAUGGCGGCCUCUACCUCGCCAGAGCCAUCGAACAUGUGAUCAGCCACCUGUACAAGCCUUAUGGGUUGAGUGAGAUCCCCAAGGUCCGCUCGGUGACUGUCGUGUUGAGGUCAAUGGGCGGAGUUGCCUACACUACCGGUUUACCACUGGAUGAUUUACAUAAAGAAAUCCACCUAUCCUUAGAUUACGUCCAGGCAGUACAGUCUCGAAGCUCGUCGGACAUCCGGCAUGAAAUCGCCGGAGUCAUCACGCACGAGAUGGUCCACUGUUUUCAGCAUAAUGGACAUGGAACUGCCCCUGGUGGACUCAUCGAAGGCGUCGCAGACUUCGUUCGGUUGAAGUCAGGACUGGCUCCUCCACAUUGGAAGAAAACGGCGGACUCACGAGGCCAGAAAUGGGACGAAGGCUAUCAAAAGACGGCCUGGUUUCUAGAAUGGCUAGAAGACAAGAAGGGCGCAGGCACCGUCAGCAGGUUGAACGCUACGUUGAAGGCAGAGAAAUACAACGAAGAGAAAUUUUGGAAGGAUCUAGUAGGGGCCUCCGUUCAAACGCUGUGGAACCAGUACAAGGAGACUUGGGAAAUGGAGGACACCAGUUCGGAUUGCUCCACCACAUUGAAAGGUCAGGAAUGA